AGCUUGCUUUGGCUACAGGAAGUGUGGAAUACCUUCAGCCAGUCUGAGGGACUAUGGCUUGGUUCUGUAGGCAGUUGGGGGCCCUGGAGUAGUUGGGUCAAGAUAGGGCACAAUUCGGUUGUUUUAUAAGAACCAUGUGCAGGGAGGGAGAAUGACCAGGACAGGGUAAGCUAGUAUCCAGUUAGUCAAUGCUGAGAACUUGGUGUGUCAGACCCCAUCAAGGAGGAAGGGCGGAGGGAGGCCCUCUAGGGCAGAUACCAUACGCAAUUCUGUCCAGACAGUAUUGCAUUUCUUUUCUAAGGACCAUGAAAUAGCCACAUUUUCCAGAUGGGUGUCAGAGAAAUUAAGCAAUGUGUCUCUAUCUCACAGCCGAUAUGCAGCUCCCACUUCCAAAGCCUGUCUUCCCUACUGUACUUCUGGACUAUGGAGAUUUAGGCCAGGGUGGAAGGAAACAAAAGAGGUUGUGGUUCAGGUUGGGGAGUGCUCUUGUGUGAGGUCCUGCAGCCUGAAUCCCUUCCUCCUGGGGCUAGCCUGGUCGUCUCUACCACAUCUAUAAGUGGCUGCCCUAGGUUACGGAAAUGGUCAAAGCUGCUCCUCACUCAGGUGGAGCCUUCUGCAGUGUUGGUGACCAGAGGAGAACCAUUUCCGCACUCUGGAAGCUUCUUAACUGUGCCACACACACACACAACAGAAGAGCCCUGUGAAGAUGUGUCCUUCUCCUUUAACAAUGAGUAAAUGGCCCAAAGCCACACAGCAGAAAGGCUUCCUGCCUUGGGGUUAUAUAUUCUCUUCCAAACACCAGCCUUCACUCUGGGCAAUCCACCCACUUUGCACUCAAACCAUCUGUGGGAGGGGAAGGGUGCUGAUCUGAUGUAUUUUUCUUGGGACCCAGGUAUCAUAAUCUUUGGGUCAUGGAAUCCACAUUCUGAACAGCACCCUCUCCCAUCCCCUCCCAUCCUGGGCAUGGCUCCCAGUGAUUCUUUACUUGCUAAAAGCUGGUAACUCUGAAUGCUGCCCUGUAAACUUUGACUUCUUGAGAGAUAGCACAGAACAGGAUUCCACAGUCAAAGGUGUUUGAGUACAGGCUAUUUGGUCAGACGCAGCCAGCAUGGCCCUCAGCAGUGGGAAGAGAGGGGAAGGACUGCUCUCUGAACCCUAACAAACCAACCUCCCACCCAUGUAGAAUAACCAGACUGGUGGCUAUUCUGGGAGGCAGCAGCUGGACCUGUUUGCCCAGGUUCUGCCUGUCUUAACCAGAAGGCUAAAGGUGUGGGGAGUUAGCCUGAUAGUGAAGUGAACUUAAUGAUGCCGCCUAACUGCACAGGUCAUCUUGGAAGUUCAGUCAGGAUCUUAUCCAAACUCACAACAGUCCUGCAAGGCAGGCGUGUGGGCUGAAAGGUGAGCCCCAGGUUCAGACAGGGCUAAAGCACCCCCAGCUCUUUUCUCUUCCUCCACUAAGAGAAGUGGCUUUCACCAGCAUACAUCUGAGGUCAGCAGCUGGUUGGUUUCCCUCUGUGGGGAAACGGCAAUGAUUGUGAUCUUACAGGUACCUGCAUCUAUGCCUGCCCACGGAGCAGAGCCUUUAUUCCAUAUCAUGUGAGCUGGGGAAGCUUGGGGGAGAAUUGUGUUAUCUGUCUCUACCCACAGUCUCCAUUGGCAUCCUGGUUCUGUGUUCCCUCAGGUGACUAGGUUCUGUAGCUCGUUAUGUCCAUAUGCCCUGUGUGGGUAACAACUCCUAAUACAGAAAAACCCCGAGCCUGGGGUCAGAACCCUGAGCUUUUUAGUCCCAGUUUUUAGUCCCUCUGGAUGACUUGAACAUUGCAACUGGGCUAAUUGCCAUCUGAUUCUCUCCGUGACUCUCAGAGAGUCUUGAGUUUGAAAUAUUUCUGAACGUAGGGGCCAAAUACAGUGGCACCCUGCAUGUAGACAGGGUCAAGCGGCUUCGUGGGGGCGGGCAUGCAAAUGCUCACACUCCUGACCCCGAGUGCUGUCUUAGAGAAAAGGCUGCCUUUUGGGGUUGCACAAAGGCACUUGCUGUGUGUGCUGGGGAAGGCCCUGCCUCCUGGCCUGGUUUCCAUGAUGUAGGAGCUCUGCCCCUUGGAUAGGUAUUGUUCUGAGUUAGGGCUGGGUCCUCCUUCAGGGUCUUUGGUGAGCAAGGUGAAAGCAGAGCCAGCAGGCUUGUGAGCGGCUGCUGAGCCUAAGCAUUGUCCUCUCUGCCCCUGAGGAAGAACUGCAGCCAAACCACCUCACCAAAAUCUUACCCCGUGUCUUUCCCUCGCGCCUUGUCGUUGAUGAAAUGAAGAGCACUGCAAAGCUGAAGCCACGCACACCAGAUAGAGACAUCGCCAUUUAGAUAUGGAGAAUAGCCUGUCCAAGCUCUUUGCAAAGGUAGAAAUUCUGAAAGGAAUCUGCUGGCGCUUGCUGUCAGAAGCCCAGUCUGAGAGGGGACAGAGAGAUGACAGACAGAUAUUACACUGGAGUGCCCAGAGCCUUUUGUUGUUUGCUUAGAAUACAGAUGGGCAGGCAGCAGAGUAUGGUUAACAUUUCCGAGAGGAGGGACUCAGGAAAUUCUUGGAGGUUUGGAAGCUGUAUAGAUGCUUCAUUGGUUAUGAAAGGUUCAGAAAUAGAAGAAGCUGAGCCGUGUGACAUCACACACUCUGGGGGACAUUUACUUACUUGUCUAUCGUUGGAAAUACUUGGUUUUCAUCCCUGGGGUAAUGCUGCUGGGACCAGCAAGUAAACACCGAAGAUGCUGUUAAUCCCCUAAAGUGCCACAAUGCAGUGCCCCAGUUGUCUCGUGCAACAGAGAGGUCCCGGGUUACGGUUACUGUAGGCCCUUCUGAAUGACCCGGAACAGAUGGCAGAGGUGAGCCCCACUAAUGGGCUCUGCUGAUGCCAGGACUCUUAAAAGUUUGAACCCUUUGAAGGUAAUGGGACCAACUGGUUAAUCAGCCUUGUUUUAGACCAUGGGGGAAUCAGAGGGCAGAGGGGACAGAAGGGGCCAGCCACAAAGCUACUCCAGAAGUUAAACAAGAGACAGAGGGUCCUGUGCUAGGGUAAAAGUAUUCACGAAAACACCAAGAGGUUAGUGACCCAGAAGAGGGUUCAUGGAGCACCGUGAGGCUGAGGACUGAUAGGAUUUGAUCCAUGGGGAGGAAAAGCCAGACCUGGCUUCGUCUGUGACUGGAAGUAUGUUGAAUUUGGAAGUGCCCGUGGAGCAGGCUAGGGGCUAUAUCCCAGCAGCCAGCAGCUCUGUAUAUGUGAACAUCUGUCAGAGCCUUCUGUAGCCUGGGUCAUCUAAACAUACAGGGGCCGCAGGGCAAGGCAGAACCCUCCUCAUCUCUUCUUCUCUGAUGGCAAUUAAGGAAAGAAGCUGGAAAGCUAGAGGAGUCGUUAAAGUUGAAUGGCAGAGAGAAGGGCAUCCCAGGGCUCCCUAACACCCUCCCUCCCACUCCUCCUCCCUCUCCCCCGCCCCGCUGCCUGGGCAGGCUAUCAAAGGAGGAGAUGAUGAGCUAUGGAAACACCCCAUGAGGAGUCCUGCAGCAUCAGAGCCUCUUUGCCAGCAUGCCUGCGACAGCUUCUAAACAACUGCCAGCUCGAAUUAACCUCUCUCUCUGCUGCUUCGGUCAUUGCUGUGGUCAUGGACCUUUUCACUGAUGGGGAUAUAUUCCAAGACAUUGUGGAUGCUGCCUCUAAGCGCCGGGUCCCUGUAUACAUUAUCCUGGAUGAGGGUGGAGUGAAAUUCUUUUUGGAGAUGUGUCAGGGCCUAGAGCUCGCAGACUUCCGCAUUCGGAACAUCCGUGUCCGCUCUGUGACAGGAGUUGGGUUCUACAUGCCCAUGGGGAAGAUCAAGGGGACGUUGUCAUCAAAGUUCCUGAUGGUCGAUGGGGACAAAGUAGCCACCGGAUCUUACAGCUUUACCUGGAGCUCCUCCUAUGUGGACAGGAAUCUCCUCUUGCUCCUGACAGGACAGAACGUGGAGCCCUUUGACAUAGAGUUUCGGGAGCUGUAUGCCAUCUCUGAGGAAGUAAACUUGCACCAGCACCUGGGACUGGCAGGAAGGAUUGGCCUCAACUACUCCUCCACUGUAGCUCGAAAGCUUAUCAACCCCAAGUAUGCCUUAGUGGCAGGCACCCGCCCUCCUCCCGGAGAAAUGAUGCGUUGGGCAGCCCGGCAGCAGCGGGAUGCUGGUGGCAACCCAGAGGGACAGGAGGAGGGCAGUGGCGGUGGUGAGUCUGCCCGGCGUCUGGAGAGCUUUCUGAAUGACCUGGUCACAGUAGAGCAGGUUUUGCCCACAGUGGACCCCAUUAUCCCAAGAUUGCCGAAACCUAAUGAUGGCAAGACAACCUCUUAUGCACACACAGACCUGAGGCACAAAUCCCGAGAGGCACUCCCCCAGAAUGGCAAGGGAGAAGCUGCCAAUGGAGAGGCCACCCCAGCCAAGGAGAGCAGACGCUUCAGCAGCAGGUUCUUCAGCCGUCGAGUAAAGAGGCCCACAGUGCACAGCAGCAUGGCCGGCUCCCCUUCCACUGAGACUUUUACUGAUGUGGAGUUUCAGCUGGGAAAGAGGCACAAUGAGGGUUCCAUGGCCAAUAUAUCAGGUAGAGGAAGCUCCAGCGUCACCAAGGCCAGCAACUGUGUGAUCUCUUGAGCUGCAGGGUAUUGGUGGGCGGGACCUUCAGAUGCCCACCCAUCUGGUCCUGUGCCAAGAACAUGGCCUCUUCCCUGCACUAGGAAACGCAUCAGACCCUCAGCAGACCUCCUACCCUGUAGCCUCCAUUCCAGUCUUAGUGCUGGAAUUCCAGACAACAGGAUCUGAAUCUCAUCUCAUCAUCUCAACCAUUGUGUGCCUGCAGCAGACCGUGGUGGUCUGACAAGAAACACCGCUACCGUGUUUACGUGAAGUAGAAGCCUCCCUACUGUCUGCUUUUCUUCUUGCCAAUCUGACCUCCACUGGGCCAGUCCUCCCUACAGGUCCUCAGGAGGGAUAAAGGCCAGUCUUUCUGCCGUGGUAGGACAGGAUGUGCAAAACAGCCCCAGCCACUUGGCCUUCUCCUUGGACAUCUGGUGCUGUCUGGUUCUCUAAACCCCAGAAGUUUGUGGGGGAGAAGGGAAGAAGGUGGGACUCUGAGCCAGUCUUGCUCCACCCUUGAAGCUCAGGUAGAAGGCGCAGCUGGAACAGCUGGCCUACGGACACCCACUCCUGACGGCUCCUGAUGGUCUCCCACUGGAAUUGGGGCGGGGUAGGAACUCUGCCUCCCUCCAGCUAGUGGCAGGAUCUGACAGUGCUGGCAAAGAGCCCCUUUCCUUCCUACACUGUAGCCUGCCUGAGUGCCUGGGGCUCCCUGGCUGGUGCUGUGAAAACUAGAGCCAUAGAGUGCCUUUCUCUAGGCCUGCUCCUUUCAAUAGGCUUUUGUUUACAGACCCUGUGGAGGAUGGGAGUGCAGGAGAGGAGGCUGGGCCCUGAGGACAAGAGCAUUUGCAGUUACUCCCAGCCCUCUUCAUCCACUAGGGUUUCCUCCUUGAAACUUCAGCUGAAGACUAACCUUAGCCUCUUUCAGAAUUGCAGGCUGUUCUUAGAAGCCUCAGUUUCUCUAAAACAGGUUGGCUAAAUUGCCAGGACAAGCAGCCACCUCCCCUUACAGUGACCUGUCCAGGCUGAGGGAGAGUGAGCAUGACUUAGAAGAUGUCAUUGCGGGGUUGGGGAUUUGGCUCAGUGGUAGAGCGCUUGCCUAGGAAGCGCAAGGUCCUGGGUUCAAUCCCCAGCCACGGAAAAAAAAGAAGAUGUCAUUGCCUGACUCCAGACUCUGGUCAACCCUCCUGAACAGGCAGAAUGACAGAGGGACAGAGGGGCACACAGAAGCCUUUCCAGGCCUCCUAACCAAGUUCUUGCUUUUCUGAAAAGACCUUGGGUACCACUAGGACCAGAAAGGGACAAGGACAUCUGCAGAAGCAGCUAGUGAGAGGCAGGGAGGGGCACUGUGAACUACAGAAGCGGGCAAAACGCAGUUCCUGUGUCUGACCUCCCUGCUGGUGGGGAGGGAGAAGGAAAAUAACAGAUGGUCUCAAUCCAGAGUCCCCCUAUCCUCCCUGAGGGUAGCCCCACCAUGGCUUCCCAAGCUUUUGUGAUGAUUAAACACUUCUGGUAAGUGCUUCCUGAUACAA
Molecule: messenger RNA, 6165 nt
Organism: Rattus norvegicus (Norway rat)
Lineage: Eukaryota; Metazoa; Chordata; Mammalia; Rodentia; Muridae
Source: RefSeq, a predicted model, not a curated record